Didymodactylos carnosus is the source of this 546-nucleotide messenger RNA. NCBI's taxonomy places the organism in Eukaryota, Metazoa, Rotifera, Eurotatoria, Philodinida, Philodinidae. The record is from the annotation of a GenBank genome assembly.
AUGGGAACCCACUUUACUCGCGCUCAUCCCACCUAUCAUAAUAAACAACCGAGAAGACGUACUGAACUAAUCUCACCGCAUUGGUUUAAAUUAGUCCAAUCGAAGCGAUUUCUGCUGUCAAAACAGCCACAACAGAUAUCAUCUCAGGAUCGUUUAAUGUCCACGCCAUAUCGUUAUGAAAUCAAUUGCGGAAAGCCAAACCAUGCGGGACAACGAAUGCAACAAGCAGCACAAAUCGAAGAAAUAUACAAUUCACAACAAAAAGAUAUAAAACGUGCCUCUUAUGAACAAUUUAAAGCAAAUUGGGCAGAAAAAACAGCUUGGUCAUCUGUGGCGAAUAAGGAAAAUGCGAUUAACAAACAACGAAAACAUGAACUACUACUCCUACGUAAAGCUCACCUGACCGCAAGAAAAGCAGCCCUAUCAAUGUUACUUGCUGAUGAACAACAAACGUAUGAAAAUGAACUUUGGUACCAUGGUAAAGCCAUUUACAAAGAUAUGACCAUCAUUAAUCCAAAAUGUCUACCUUCUGAUCUUUAUCAUUAA